UCGUAUUCAAUUAAUUGAAGUUCUAAGGAUUUGAAGAUGCCACCCAAGGCGAGCGGCAAGGCUGCGAAGAAGGCUGGAAAAGCGCAGAAAAACAUUUCGAAGGGCGACAAGAAGAAGAAGCGUAAGAGGAAGGAGAGUUACGCUAUCUACAUCUACAAAGUGCUGAAGCAAGUCCAUCCCGAUACCGGUAUUUCGAGCAAAGCUAUGAGCAUCAUGAACAGCUUCGUCAACGACAUUUUUGAGCGUAUAGCUGCUGAAUCAUCACGUCUUGCUCACUACAACAAACGCUCGACGAUAACUUCUCGGGAGAUUCAAACUGCUGUCCGACUUCUACUUCCUGGAGAACUUGCCAAGCACGCAGUCAGUGAAGGCACAAAGGCAGUCACGAAAUACACCAGCUCCAAAUAAUCUGACUCCUUGAUGCAAACAAAAACCGGCCCUUUUCAGGGCCACCAUUCUUAUCCAACCAAAGAUCGAAUUCCGAACAAUAAACGAGUG
Diprion similis is the source of this 498-nucleotide messenger RNA. Its product is annotated as histone H2B.3-like. Bases 37 to 408 code for a protein of 123 amino acids. The transcript has a single exon. Gene Ontology annotation, cellular component: nucleosome. Gene Ontology annotation, molecular function: DNA binding; structural constituent of chromatin; protein heterodimerization activity. The record is from RefSeq and is a predicted model, not a curated record. NCBI's taxonomy places the organism in Eukaryota, Metazoa, Arthropoda, Insecta, Hymenoptera, Diprionidae.